Aspergillus wentii DTO 134E9 is the source of this 1263-nucleotide messenger RNA. Its product is annotated as acyl-CoA desaturase. Lineage: Eukaryota; Fungi; Ascomycota; Eurotiomycetes; Eurotiales; Aspergillaceae. Gene Ontology annotation, biological process: unsaturated fatty acid biosynthetic process. The record is from RefSeq and is a predicted model, not a curated record. Gene Ontology annotation, molecular function: iron ion binding; stearoyl-CoA 9-desaturase activity. Bases 1 to 1263 code for a protein of 420 amino acids. The transcript is spliced from 2 exons. Gene Ontology annotation, cellular component: endoplasmic reticulum membrane.
AUGGCCACUCAGACGGUUGUCGAACCGACCAAGUCCAUCGGACAGGUUGAAAAAGUGCACAUCAGCGAUCUGCCCAUAACCCGCCAGAACUGGCAUCGGCAUCUGCACUGGCUCAACAUAACCGUUCUGGUCUUCAUUCCUCUGUAUGGCUUCUUUGAAGCCACAAGAACUCCGUUGUAUCUCCCGACUGCCCUCUGGGCGGUGCUGUACUAUGCCUUUACCGGUUUGGGCAUCACCGCGGGAUACCACCGUCUCUGGGCGCACAAUUCGUAUACAGCCACCACCCCAUUGCGCCUCUUUCUCGCUCUGAUGGGUGGCGGUGCUGGCGAAGGCUCCAUCCGCUGGUGGGCUCGAGACCACCGGGCUCAUCACCGGUAUACCGACACCGAUCAAGACCCGUACUCGGUCAAGAAGGGACUGGCGUAUUCGCACAUGGGCUGGCUGGUCCUGAAGCAGAAUCCCAAGCGCAUUGGGCGUGCGGACAUCGCAGACCUCAACCAGGACGCGCUCGUCAUGUGGCAGCACCGCAACUACCCGCUGCUGAUAGUGGUGAUGACGCUGCUGUUUCCCACCGCCGUCAGUGGGCUGGGAUGGGGCGAUUGGAAGGGCGGCUUCAUCUACGCGGGCAUCAUCCGCACGUUCUUCGUCAACCAGGCGACGUUUUGCGUCAACUCACUCGCGCACUGGCUGGGCGAUCAGCCGUUUGAUGACCGCAACUCGCCGCGAGACCAUAUGAUCACGGCCCUUCUGGCGUGUGGCGAAGGAUAUCACAACUUCCACCAUGGCUUUCCGUCCGACUACCGCAACGCCAUCAAGUGGUGGCAGUACGACCCGACCAAAUGGUUCAUCUGGACCUGCUGCCAGCUGGGCCUGGCGUACGACCGCAAGACCUUUUCCGACAAGGACAUUGAAAAGUGUCGCCUGCAGCAGCGGCAGAAGAUGCUGGAUGGGGAGAAGGAAGGGCUGGACUGGGGCGUGCCGAUUGAGCAGCUGCCCGUCGUCCGGUGGACGGAGUUUGUCCAGCAGAGCCGAGAAGGGAAGCGGGCGUUGAUCGUGAUAGCUGGCGUGGUGCACGAUGUGACGGACUUUGUGGCUCAGCAUCCCGGAGGCGAGGCGAUGAUCAAGAGUGCGAUUGGCAAGGAUGCAACGGGCAUGUUCAAGGGAGGCGUGUAUAACCACACGCGCCAGGCACAGAACCUGCUGGCGACGAUGAGAGUGGGCGUCAUCUACGGGGGCUGCGAGGUGGAGAUCUGGAAGCAGUAG